Lactuca saligna is the source of this 1270-nucleotide messenger RNA. The record is from the annotation of a GenBank genome assembly. NCBI's taxonomy places the organism in Eukaryota, Viridiplantae, Streptophyta, Magnoliopsida, Asterales, Asteraceae.
CAACAAUUUGCGCUUAUUUAUAAUCUUAACCACUGACUACGGAUAGGAAGUAGGAAGAUCCCCCACCCCCACCGGGAACAACCAACCUCGACUCCAUGGGCAUCUGGGACGAUAUCAGAUCGGUCGCCGUCAGACUUAUGAAUCGGAGCACUUCAAACACCUCAUCCGAUUCAUCUACAACUUCCCGUAAUCGCUUCCUAACCAAGCCGGUUGUGGAAUCCCUGCCUGACCCCGAUCGUAGGGAGACCAUAACUCGAGUUCUAACCGGCUUCGGCAAGUUCGCCGUCGAUUCUGCUGUUAACGAUUCUCUCAAAGGUCGGAUGCAAGUGUAUAAGAUAGUGAAGGAAGGAUUGAAGGAUGAAGCUCCUGUAGAACCAGCGAAUUUGAACAAUAAAGCACCACAUACAUUAAUGAUGGAGGAGAUGCAGGCUCGGAUGGAGAAAAUGGAAGAGGAUUUGCAUAUUAUAAGGCUGGAUGACGAAGAUUCAAUCUUAUGUGCCAAGGAUUUGGAUCCUCGUAAAGAUGAAUCCGCAGAAGGUAGUGAAAAAUCAUCUCCUGCAAAAACUGAUGUGAAGAAGAUCUUCAUUCGAUCGCGCUUAUAAAGAGGGGAUUGUAAAAUACAUAUGCGUUUACACUUUACAGGUAUCGGUAGAUUGGAUUCUGUAUUCUUUUGCAUUUUUGUUGAUGUUUUAAGUUGCAUCUAUAAACUCUUACUUUUUUUUCUUUGAAUGUUUAUAUGUGGCAUAUGCAAUGACAAUUUUUAAUUAAUACUUGAAUGUUUAUAUGUGGCAUAUACAAUGCAUCUUUAUUCAGAUAUCAUAAUCGAAGGUUUCUUGUGAUGAAUGAUUCAGAUUUGGCAUGGCGUCCUUAGUUUGGUUAUAUAUGCUACAGCUUCAUAUUCCAGCUUAAAACAUUUGAUGAAAAUUUUCUAGAUUCUCUUUAAUUUCAUACAUCUUUGAUAGUUUAAUUCUAUGAAAUUUAAAGGAAAAAAAUCCAAUGCCUAAUCUUCAAAUUAUCAUUUCCCCUUAUUGCUUCAUGUCUUUUUCAGUGGUGUGAUUCCAUUCUAAAAUAUAUUAACUUUUACCGUUGUGUUUGAAAGCAGUAGUUAGCAAAAUCUGCAAAAAAAAAAAAGGGUUCUUCCAUUGAAGUGGAGCAAGUUCUUGGUAGCACUCAACUAUUAUAAAUACUUGUGUUCAAUCUAACUUUUGUUAUUUGUUUCACAUAUUAUUUGCAUCUUUUUAAUUUUUAUAGUAAAAAAUUUAUGCUUAAA